AGAGCUGUUAACAUCAUCUAAUCUGUUAGUUGACGUAACAGUUGACUGAGGGAAGGGGUAUUUAUUACACAAUUUAAAAUCUUAAAAAGCGGGAUAUAUUUUCUAGAACCUGAAGGAGUCAAUUGUAUUUGUUAGAUACCUUAGGGGGUGUAUAUUUGUAAUUUACCCAUUUCAUUAUUACUUUGGAAAGAAGGGUUAUAUUUAUCACGGCAAAAAAAAAAAAGUUGCUUCAAAGUAGUAAAGUGCUUGUGAUCUAUACAGUAAGAGAUACAAAUAUUUAGCCGGGUUUUGGUGUUGUGGGAGUCGGGAGUUGGAUGAAUCUAAUUCUUAGACAUAUGCCUGCAAUUGACACCAUUAUCAUGAUCCACAUAUGACAGUCUACAGAUCCGCUCCUUGGAUGGUUAACUAAAGAAUGUCUUCAGGUUAAUUAUUUCCUAGGAGCUCUCAAUUGUGACAUGUAAAAAGAGUCAUUAAAUUGUUCUGUAAGAUUUAUGACCCUAUUGAAUGAGAAGAUAUAUGGGGUCUCAUACUAAUAUCUCCUGUGCAUUGACUAAUUUUUUCCAUAAUAUGAUUCUCCUCUUUUGCACUGGUCUUUAGGCUUUGGAUUGGGGGAUAUUUUGAAGCCCGAUUUGAUAUUCCCUUUACUAGAGACUCUUCCAAUGGAAGAGCAGCUGACAUCAUAUUUACCUGAGGGCCAAUGGACUCCAGAGGAGUUAAUGGAUUUACUGCAGAGCCCUCCUUUCCGCCAACAAAUAGAUUCAUUUACUUAUGUGCUUCGAACUGGACAGAUAGAUCUCACUCAAUUUGGAAUUGACCCAAGUAAAUACAAGUUCACUGUUCUGUCUUUCCUUGAGGCACUUGAAGAUUCUCUUCCCAAAAUGUCAGAAUCCGAGGAGACUAGGCAAGGUGAAAAGGAUUUAAGCUCUCGGGCCUCUAACCAUAGAGAUCCGGUGAAUGAGGGCCAAUAGUGGAGUCAAUCUGAUUCUUAUCCCGUGCUUGUUUCACCGUUGCUGUUUGUUGUGAGGGAAAGGAAUUUUACUUGCUUAUUUCAUACUUCUCAUACACAUCUACUCAAGUCCAAGUCCAAGUCCAAGUUACGCUUGUAUCAUCUGCUGCUGUUGGAAGGUGCCAUUUUGAGCUAUGAAAGUAAUGGUGAUGAAAGGAGAUAAACAAACAGAAUUUUUACUAAAACAUUAUGGAGAUUUUGUUUGGGUGAAAACAGUUUUUGGAUUUUUUUUUUGUAUAAUGAAAAAUAAUUGUCAACCGAGAUUGUUUUUGUAGUCUAGAAAAUGAUUGGAUUUGGUACUUAUUUUGUUUUA
Messenger RNA from Camellia sinensis, 1319 nucleotides. Lineage: Eukaryota; Viridiplantae; Streptophyta; Magnoliopsida; Ericales; Theaceae. The record is from RefSeq and is a predicted model, not a curated record.